CGAAUAACGUAUUUGAUUUGGCGAAUUUGGUCUUGCCAUUGAUUCUGCAAUCUAAUGAUGGUGUUGUUCAAAGAGAUGGAUAUUGGUAUGAAUGAGAUUCUUCAAAAAUUUGAAGAGGCUAUUAAUUCAUUCCGGAAGAAGAAAGUAGCGCCUUUCGACAUUGGUAUCAAGGUGAGCAAAGGUGUUCUCAAAGAGAAUCUCAUCCUCUUGGCAAACAGUAUGACAUAUGCUGGAAAUUUGAUUGACUUCAAUUCUGGUGGUUAUAAGGCGCUUACUCAGUCAUUGAAUGUUCAAGUUCCAUUUACUGAAGCUACACUAAUUGUAAGAAAUUGGAAUUUUGUCUAAUUUAUUGAAGGAAUAAUAAUAAUUGUG
Messenger RNA from Morus notabilis, 372 nucleotides. Its product is annotated as DNA-directed RNA polymerase V subunit 1-like. The transcript has 3 exons. The coding region runs from base 55 to 345 and encodes 96 amino acids. Lineage: Eukaryota; Viridiplantae; Streptophyta; Magnoliopsida; Rosales; Moraceae. The record is from RefSeq and is a predicted model, not a curated record.